UUGUUCAGUUCACUGUGGGCCUUACAUUACUCAUGUGUACGAUGGAAGUUAUGUAUAUAGGGGUGUUCUUACUGCUUUCUGACUCUGUUAGCAAGAAAUAUCAGGGCAUUAGUGCUGGUGCUAUGGUUGCGGCAAUAGGCACUGCACGAAGCACGGCUCCUCUCUGGCUUGAUUUUGCUUAUGAAGGAGCUGGAAAAAGAACAUUUCUCCCAAUGCUGCUCCUAUUCUCUUUUAUAUUCCCCCUGUGGUUAGGGUUCCUGAUUUUAUAUCCCUGGAUAGCUGGGAAGAGAAGUCGUGCUCAACAAAGCAUG
Molecule: messenger RNA, 311 nt
Organism: Geodia barretti
Lineage: Eukaryota; Metazoa; Porifera; Demospongiae; Tetractinellida; Geodiidae
Source: the annotation of a GenBank genome assembly